Cladophialophora yegresii CBS 114405 is the source of this 1212-nucleotide messenger RNA. RefSeq names its product protein phosphatase. The record is from RefSeq and is a predicted model, not a curated record. Gene Ontology annotation, molecular function: protein serine/threonine phosphatase activity. Gene Ontology annotation, biological process: peptidyl-serine dephosphorylation; G1/S transition of mitotic cell cycle. Gene Ontology annotation, cellular component: cytoplasm. The coding region runs from base 1 to 1212 and encodes 403 amino acids. NCBI's taxonomy places the organism in Eukaryota, Fungi, Ascomycota, Eurotiomycetes, Chaetothyriales, Herpotrichiellaceae. The transcript has 2 exons.
AUGGGCGCUGUCAAGGUCCCAGUCCCAGGCCCAGCCCGCCUCAAGCGGUCAGCAGGGCCAGAUGAGUGGCUCGAGGCGGCGAAGAACUGCAAAUACCUCUCCGAAUACCACAUGAAACAGCUCUGCGAAAUCGUCAAAGAGUACAUGAUGGAAGAGUCAAACAUUCAGCCUGUCUCUACACCUGUCACUAUCUGCGGUGACAUUCACGGACAAUUCUACGAUUUACUCGAGCUCUUCCGAGUCGCAGGAGGCAUGCCGAAUGAAUCAGCACCCGAAACACCAGUCACCCCCGCAAACAUCAUCACAGCCGCCGACAUUGAGCCUCCCUCUACGAUCACAAAUCCGAAACUCAAGAAGAAAUUGAGACUGGGCGGAUCAGAACAUCCCGACACGCCCAGCGAAAAGAGCAGCAUCAGCGAUGCCGAAGAGAUCCCCUCAUCACAACAAUCCGAGAUUGAAGACGAGAGAUCGGAGUCCGGAAACAUCAUCUCGCGCAAGCAAAACGCUAAUUUCAUCUUCCUCGGCGACUAUGUCGACCGUGGCUAUUUCUCCCUCGAAACGCUCACACUUCUCUUAUGCCUCAAGGCGAAAUACCCCGAUAAAAUCACUCUCGUCAGAGGAAAUCACGAAUCUCGCCAGAUUACACAGGUCUACGGCUUCUACGAAGAAUGCGUACAGAAAUAUGGCAACACCUCGGUUUGGAAGGCCUGCUGUCAGGUCUUUGACUUUAUGACACUCGGAGCCAUAGUCGACGGCAAAGUCCUAUGCGUACACGGUGGUCUCUCGCCCGAAAUCAGAACACUAGAUCAAGUCCGGGUCGUGGCACGAGCACAAGAAAUCCCACAUGAAGGCGCAUUCUGCGACCUCGUAUGGUCAGAUCCCGAAGACGUUGAGACCUGGGCAGUCUCGCCUCGAGGAGCCGGCUGGCUAUUUGGAGAUCGUGUCAGUCAGGAGUUCUGUCAUGUCAACGGCCUGAACCUCAUCGCAAGAGCACAUCAAUUGGUCAACGAAGGCUACAAAUAUCACUUCAAGAGUCAGGACGUGGUCACGGUUUGGAGUGCGCCAAAUUACUGCUACAGAUGCGGAAACCUGGCGUCCGUCUGCGACAUUGGCGAAGACAUGAGACCGCAAUUCAAACUUUUCAGCGCGGUAAAAGAUGAGCUACGACACGUGCCAGCGUCGAGGGGUGGUCGAAAUGAAUACUUCUUAUAG